AUGGAGAGCGCGGCCAAGCGCAAAGCCGCGAGCGCCGCUGCGGCCGAGCACGACAAUCGCCCUGCGAAGCGACAAAAAGGGACGGCCGACACCAAUGCGACCUCGGAGACGGUAGAGUCGACCACCACAGCGGGCUUGAAGUUCCUCGAAAGCCUGAAGCAGGCCAAAGACAAGACCGGACGGCCCAUCGCUGUUCACUUCCUCACGCUUCCGGACAAGGACGAAGUACCCGACUACUACGAGUACACGAAGCUGCCCAUCGCCAUAGAUACCAUUGAGGUGCGUUUGCUGUCUCCUCCCAGCCAGCACAUCCGGCUUCGAUACCACCACAUACUUUGCAUUGCCAAAAAACUGAACGAUGGGGAAUACUCCAGCCUUGCUCAAGUCGAGAGCGAUUGCAAGCGACUGGUCAACAAUGCAAAGGCCUACAACGACAAGAAGUCGGUCAUAUACGAGGAUGCCGAGCGUCUACGCAAGACGGCCUCGAACUGGAUGGUCAAGAAUAACCCAGCGUAUCGAGAUGGCAACUACGUCGCAGUCGCGACACCAAUCCCCGGCGAAGACAACUCGACCCCGUCAAAACCCUCGCCCCGCGUUACGUCAACACCCAAAAUUCCCCAGACACCCACCACCCAGGACAUUACCGAGCGCCCUCGACGAGCGGCUGCCAUUGCAGCAUCGGCCACGCCAGCGCCGUCAAAACUGCGACAGUCGGCGUCUGUAGCGCCCGAUGAAGAUGAUGGUGAUGACUACACGGGCAAGACAUUCCAGCAGGCACAGGAACAGAUUGUACGAGAGAUUCUCGAGUAUGAGGACCAAGGCCUACAGAUAUUCGUUCCCUUCCAAAACCUCCCAUCACGGAGCUUGAAAGACUACUAUCAACUAAUCAAGGAUCCCAUGUCGCUAUCUGCUAUACAGAAGAAAGUUCGCGGAGUCAUUGGGCGCGAAGCCCCUACCGGCCAUACUCUUUUCAAAAGCUGGGAUGCUUUUGAGAGUGCAUUCAGUUUGAUCUGGAAGAACGCUCGCAUCUACAAUGAAGACGGAAGCGAUAUCUACAACCUCUCUUUGGAGCUCGAGGAAACCUUCUACAAGAAACUCGAAGAAGCCAAAGCAAAGGUCCCUGAGCCGACACAACCGAAGCUCAAACUCAACAUGUCCACGGCGGCAUCAGCCCCGAAGCAGCAAUUGAAGUUGAAAUUGAAACCAAGUCCAGGCUCAGAACCCAAUACUCCAAGUGCCCGUGAUUCUGCGACUCCGGGUGUCAUUGUCGAUAAUGACGCUCUCUUGCGACAGCAACGACAUGUACUCAACAGCAUGGGCAAUCGAUCAUCACGGGCCCCAUCGGGCGAAGCAGGGACGCCGGGUCCAUCGUCUAAUCCAUUUGUUGGAUCCAAGGGCAGCGCUUCGGUGGUCCCUCCAUUGCCCGCUACUCAAGGCAGAAAUGCAGGAUCUCCUACAGUCAAUGGUGUCAAACAAGAUGUACAGUCUCCGGCGUUGAGCGCGAUAAGGCCUGCAAGCACCGCGCCCGAUAACGCACGGCUUAGUGUUCCAGCACAAACACCACAUCCCAACAUGGCACCACCCCAGAACAUGUCGCGCACGGCCAGCGGUAGUCCACAUCCAAACGGUCUUGGCCUGCAGAAUGGCGGCUACAUGCCACAGCAACAACCGCAAAGCUAUCAGGCGCCUCCUGUUGCACGUGUUGAUUGUUUCAGAAAGGCUCCGCUAAAGAGUCAUGAAGAAGCACUAAUACCCAAAAUCACACUCAACACGCAUCCUGCGCUCACCGCAUCAAAGCCAUGGUCGGUUACCAUUCUUGCUAACAAGCAAAAGACGACAUACAGCGCUACCAUGGUCGUUGCACCCAUCAAUUCUUACAUCCAAAUCAUACCCAAGAUCCCCAUCGCGCUCACUAACCGGAUGUACCGCCUAUUCGUAACUGUCAACGGCAAUAAGACUCUCGAGGCGAACCGCGUUCCCGUCACCGCAGGCAUCAAUGGCGCGAGCCCAGGACCCGGCUAUGAAGGUGGCAAGAAAAAGGGCGAACCAUUGUUCGAGGCAAAACUGCUCGGUGGCGUGAAUCGCAUCGAAGUCGAGAUUAUUGCAGAAAAGGAGCGCAAAGACCAGCAGCCCACAGAAAACGGCGCCGCAGCAGCAAAGAAAGAAGACGUCGAAAUUGAAAAGUGCACGCUUUUCCUGCAUCUGCCGCGACAGUCGACGAACUAG
Exserohilum turcica Et28A is the source of this 2226-nucleotide messenger RNA. RefSeq lists its product as uncharacterized. Gene Ontology annotation, cellular component: RSC-type complex. The transcript is spliced from 8 exons. Gene Ontology annotation, molecular function: protein binding. The coding region runs from base 1 to 2226 and encodes 741 amino acids. Lineage: Eukaryota; Fungi; Ascomycota; Dothideomycetes; Pleosporales; Pleosporaceae. The record is from RefSeq and is a predicted model, not a curated record. Gene Ontology annotation, biological process: chromatin remodeling.